Molecule: messenger RNA, 3558 nt
Organism: Argiope bruennichi
Lineage: Eukaryota; Metazoa; Arthropoda; Arachnida; Araneae; Araneidae
Product: zinc finger protein 84-like
Exons: 1
Coding region: 998-2557 (519 amino acids)
Biological process (GO): regulation of DNA-templated transcription
Molecular function (GO): DNA-binding transcription factor activity, RNA polymerase II-specific; RNA polymerase II cis-regulatory region sequence-specific DNA binding
Source: RefSeq, a predicted model, not a curated record
ACGUAUUCUGUAGUCUGUAGUAACGAGUUUACACGUGUUGAUUUCCGUAAAUUUUAACUUUUAUAAUAACAGAUAAUUAUUCCUAGAAAGUAAUAAUGAGCAACCAUGAUAACAUUAUUAAGUAAGCGAUUUAUCAAGCAUGCUUCAAAAAUCACAAAUUAUAGUACUGUGAUCACAGUCACAAUAUUAGUGAACGAACAUCUGACGAAUGAAGAUGCUUCAAGAUUAUUCCUGACGAAAAAAUUUCUUUUCCAAGAGAAUUUUUGUCAAAUAAAGUAAUAUUCUGAUUCACUAUUCAUGUAAGUCAAAUGAUAAACAAUUAUCUUAUCAAAAACUAAGAAAAAUCAAAAUUUUCGUAAGUAGCUGAAAGAACAAAUCUUAGGUAUGUGGUAUUAAUUGUAUUAAGUGGUAAGUUUUAUUAAGACAUUUGCUUACUCUGGCAAAGGAAAAGUUCCAUUCAUGUGAAUUAUGUCAUAAAGAAUUGAUUUCAAAAGGAAUUUUUAAUCAUUCGUAUUCAUUCGCAUGAAGAACAAAAAACUCAUACUGUGAAAAAAUUAUAUACAUGUGAAUUAUAUGGAAAAGUAUUUUUCUAAAAUAUGUCAUUAAUUCAUACAAAGAAGAAUUACUACAUGCAUAAAAAUGAUGAAGAAACAUUUUCUCAAAAUGCUUAAAACAUUUUAGUUAAAAGGCAAAUUUCAUUCAUGUUAGCUAUAUCACAAGUUUUCUUCAUUUAAAAGAAUUUUGAAACAAUAUCUAGUUUCUCAUAUAAAAGAAUAAUGCCAUCCUGUGAUGAGUGUAAUAGUGCUUUUAAAAAGCUUGCAUUUGAAAGAACAUUUAAUGACCCACAAAGAAGAACUGUCUUAUAUAAGUGGAAAAGUAUUUUCUCAAAUGUGCACAUUAAACCGCUUGUUUGAUUCAUAUAAAUGAAAAACUAUUCAUGUGAGAUAUAUGAAAAUAUUUUCCUGGAAGCAUUCAUUACAGCUUGAUUUAUCACAUAAUGGAAAAGUCAUUUCUUUGCAAAGAAUGUGGAAAAGCAUAUUCUCAUAAGCAUGCAUUAAAACAGCAUUUACUAUCCCAUACGAAGGAAAAACCAUAUUCAUGUAAGCAAUGUCACAAAACUUUUACCUUUAAAGGAAAUCUGAAACAGCAUUCAAAAGAAUCCCACAGCUGUGAAGUACGUGGAAAACAUUUUCCCCAAAACUUGCAAUUAAAACCACAUUUAAUGACUCGCUCAAAAGAAAAACCAUGUGUAUGUCAGAUAUGUGAAAAAGAAUUUUCUCUUAUAGGAAGUUUGAAAAUACAUUUACUUACCCACACAAAAGUAAAACCUCAUGCAUGUGAAAUAUGUGGGAAAAAAUUUUCACAUAAAGGAAGUUUGAAAAUACAUUUACUUACUCACACAAAAGUAAAACCUCAUGCAUGUGAAAUAUGUGGGAAAAAAUUUUUACUUAAAGGAAGUUUGAAAAUACAUUUACUUACCCACACAAAAGAAAAACCUCAUGCAUGUGAAAUAUGUGGAAAAUCAUUUUCUCAAAAGUCACAAAUAAAACCACAUUUAUUGACUCACACAAAGAAAAAAUUAUAUUCAUGUCAGCUAUGUCACAAAGCAUUUUCUCUUAAAGGAAGUUUGGAAAAGCAUUUAAUAACUCAUACAAAGGAAAAAUCUCAUGUAUGUGAUAUAUGUCAAAAGACUUUUUCACAAAAGUCAUCAUUAAAAUUACAUUUACUUACCCACACAAAAGUAAAACCUCAUGCAUGUGAAAUAUGUGGAAAAAAUUUUUCACUUAAAGGAAAUUUGAGAAUGCAUUUACUUUCCCACACAAAAGAAAAACCUCAUGCAUGUGAAAUAUGUGGAAAAUCAUUUUCUCAAAAGUCGCAAAUAAAACCACAUUUAUUGACUCACACAAAGAAAAAAUUAUAUUCAUGUGAGCUAUGUCACAAAGCAUUUUCUCUUAAAGGAAGUUUGGAGAAGCAUUUAAUAACUCAUACAAAGGAAAAAUCUCAUGUAUGUGAUAUAUGUCAAAAGACUUUUUCACAAAAGUCCUCAUUAAAAUUACAUUUAUUUACUCACACAAAAGAAGAAUCCCAUACAUGUGAAGAAUGUGGAAAAACCUUUUUUCAUAAAUAUGCACUAAAACAACAUUUAAUGAUUCAUGCAAAAGAAAAACCCUAUUCAUGUGAGCACUGUCACAAAACUUUUCCUGUCAAAGGAAGGCUGAAACAGCAUUUAAUCACUCAUUCAAAAGAAAAAUGCCAUGCCUGUCUUUUUUGUGAUAAAGUGUUUUCACAAAAGUCAAUUUUAAAAACACACUUCCUGACUCACACAAAAGAAAAACCUUAUGUAUGCGAGAUAUGCAGGAAAGCAUUUUCUCAAAUAUCAAAUUUGAAACAACAUUUACUUUACCACACAAAAGAAAAACCUCAUGAAUGUGAUAUUUGUGGAAAAGCAUUUUCACAAAAGGCACAAUUAAAAUCGCAUUUACUUGUUCACACAAAGGAAAAAAAAAAUUAUGCAUGUAAAGUAUUAGGAAAGGAAUUUUCUCAAAAGAGUACUUGAAAAAAGAAAAACUUGCAGAAAAAAAAAGAAAACAUGCACACAAGUAUUAAUAGACAACCUUAGGUAAGUUGAAAGUUAAGUAAAGCUUUUCUGAAAAACUUAUAUUAAAGUCCUACUUAUAGACUUGAAGAUUGGAGAGCUGAAACAUGUGAUAAAAAGAUUUAAUGAUUAGAACUAUAUGCAAAGUCCUAUAUGUACUUUCUCUUAUAAAAGAAUAGUUCUAUGCAGGCAAAGUUUCUAUAAAAGGAUUCUCCCAUUUAUGUUAUUUUAUAUGUUUUACGUAUGUGAAGCAUGCGAUAUUGUUUUUUGGAAUAAGUAUUUUUGUUUAUCUAUAAAAAUGUUAUGUUUUUCUUUAAAUAACUAUAACACAUUAUUUGAAAAUUUUUCUUUUAUUAAUAUUUUCCAUCUGUACAACUCAUCUGAAAAAAAAAGUACUAUGUGACUGUAAAAUUAAUAUAAUUAAGAUAAUUGCCAUAAAUCAUGGGAUAACAUUUCUAAAAUUUGGUGGCAUACAAAAGUGCCAUGGCACAGUGGUUGAGAAUCACUGAUCUAAACAUUACAGUUGGAUAAUGUGGUGAAAGCUUAUAAGUCAGUUAAAAGCUACGCUACCCGGGCAAAAGUUGUAGUACUCCGGCUUGCUAUAUCAUCAGACCAAUCAUGCCUCAACUUCUGCUCGGGCCAAAUGAAGACUGGUUGAUUCGAUUGAGGUCUUGCCAUUUAUAUCUCUGUAGCUGUCAGGGAGAUGCAAGGCAUUCUAGAUAUCUUCCAGAAUGUAAGGAAUUCCAGACAGUACUAUUGUGAAUCCUGUUUUUGAUUCUGGUUGACAUUUCAAAUACUUUCUGUAGCAUACCAUUUUUUUUUUCAAAAUCAAACCUGUCAUUAAAACAAUUUUUGUUACAAUAACACAGUUUCUUUUCUUUGCUUCAUUAACUGUAAUUUGUGUAAAGAGAAUUUCGGACCCAGCAAUGCUCAUUCUAAAUGGUUUUUGAGCCCUUUGCAUC